Lactuca saligna is the source of this 2561-nucleotide messenger RNA. The record is from the annotation of a GenBank genome assembly. NCBI's taxonomy places the organism in Eukaryota, Viridiplantae, Streptophyta, Magnoliopsida, Asterales, Asteraceae.
GUUAAAUUACUCGAUGUCCCUUUUUCUUUUUAUAAAUCCACAGGUUUUAAAUUGUUAAUAUCUAAGACGGCACGUAUUAAUCUAAACUAUAAAUGGUUUCCUCAAAAACUUUGUAAAAGAUCUUAUACAUAAGUUAAGAUGAUGCUCUUAGACAUAAGUUAAGCGAAUCAGCCUCUGAUUUUGUUUCCGCCCUUACGCAACGCUGCGGCUGUCGAUUUGAGGAGAGUGAGAAUCUGCAAUGUUUAUGUUGUGCGUUUGUCUUUCAGACUAUCGAGAUUAAUCUGAAUGCUAUUCGGGACCCGUAGUGAUCUUGAGAUUUCCCCGGUGGAGUCCCGAGAUUCAAGGGAGUUUGUGAACACAGUGAAUGGAUCAUGCUCUGAGAUUAGCUCUAUUGCUGGUGCUUCUUGCCAAAGUUUAUCCAUCUUCUAUAUCAAAGAUGGGCACAUUCUCAAGGAUUUGUUGUUCUUCCUUCAUGUCCCAAGAACAGGAGGACGAACUUACUUUUAUUGUUUUCUGAAGAAACUGUACUCUAACUCUCUAGAAUGCCCAAGAUCUUAUGAUAAACUUCGGUUUGAUCCUCGCAAACAGAAUUGCAAGUUGUUUGCAACUCAUGAUGACUAUAGCAUCAUGUCCAAACUCCCCAGAGAGAAAAGUUCAGUAGUAACCAUACUUAGAAACCCCAUUGAUCGUGUUUUUAGUGCUUAUGAGUUCUCUAUAGAGGUAGCAGCUAGGUUUUUGGUGCAUCCUAACUUGACUUCAGCCACAAAAAUGUCUGGAAAUUCGGGUUCAAAGAAAAGUGUUAUAAGCACACUCGAUAUUUGGCCAUGGAAGUAUUUAGUUCCAUGGAUGCGGGAGGAACUAUUUUCUCGGCGAGAUGCUAGAAGGAGAAAGGCUUCACCUAAUUCUUAUGGGGAUGACUCAUAUAAUAUGGAGGAAAUUGUUACACCAUUACAUGAAUUCAUCAAUCAUCCUGUAGCUCUGGAUCUUGUUCAUAAUGGUGCCACGUUCCAGAUUGCAGGUUUGACAAACAAUUCUAAUACAUGGAAGGUGCAUGAUGUACGCCACUGUGUAAUGAAUUAUCAAACUCUUGGAAACUAUGUGCUUGAAGUUGCAAAGAGAAGGUUGGAUGAUAUGCUAUAUGUUGGACUUACUGAGGAACAUAAAGAAUCUGCUACAAUGUUUGCAAACUUAGUUGGUGCACAAGUCAUUUCACAGUUACUGGGGACUGAAACUGUAAAUUAUAAUAAAUUAGAACAGGGUUCUUUGGUUUCUAAAACUGGAUUUCAUACUUCUCAUAAUCAGGGUAACAAUACAUCAAUCAUUGAAGAACAAAAUGAAAAUAUUAGUGUGGGAAAACUUAUGGAAACUUAUGAAACUUGUGUUUCUAAAUUAAGAUCGACUCAGUCAAAAAGGCGUAUGAGUUCUUUGAGAAGGAUCUUUCCUGCAAACUUUACAAAGGAGGCUCGAAGACAUGUUCCUGAAGAAGUUGUUAAGCAAAUCACCUUGUUGAACAGUUUAGAUGUUGAACUGUAUAAACAUGCAGAGAUUAUUUUUGAAAAACAGCAUCAAAAGUUGUUUGAUUCUUCCAUGCCUGAGAGGUGGCAGAUUAUGAAUGGUGAAAGCUACAUUGGUUCUGAAUGGGAAGUCGUUUGCUUAUCUUUGUUCAUAUUCUUAGUGUUGUUUAUUUUCUUUUAUCCAUGGAGUCACAGGAUAAGAGAAUGUGCAAGACUGAAUCUGCGUUUUCUGGUGUGAGCGUUGAUUAUAAUCAAAAUCAAAAUCAAAAUCAAAAUCAUCGAGUGUACGAUGAGGAUUGUUUUGGUGACAUACUGAACAUGUUUGAUUUCCCGAUGGAGGGUUUGGAAGGCGAUGGAUUUGCAGAGGAUUGGGCCUCUAAACUUGGCCCUAUACCUUCUGAAGUUUUCAAAGAACUCGGCGUCAGCAAUACAUUCGUCCCUUCCACAGAUUUGCCCUUUGAGUAUCCCGUGCUUAAUAAUAGAGCUUUGUAUUCUCAACCAAAAGAAGCCUUUGAAGCACCAAGCCCUAAUUCAGUCCUGGAAAAUCGAUCCUCCAGCUCAAACAGUAAACCCAUCUCCUUGGGAAUCGAGCAUUCCAUUCCGGUUAGAUCUCGAAGCAAACGAUUCCGACCCACCACCAAUCCAUGGUUGCUGUCACCUCUGAUAUCCAAAGAAAGGAAGAGAAAAACAGCAUCCGAGAUUCCGGUUUUCAUAAAAAGAUCAAAUGUCACGGGAAACGGAAUCAAGAAAUGUGCUCAUUGUGAGAUAACAAAAACCCCACAAUGGAGGGAGGGACCGAUGGGCCCCAAAACACUUUGCAAUGCGUGUGGGGUCCGGUAUCGGUCCGGCCGCCUCUUCCCGGAGUACCGCCCGGCCGCCAGUCCGACAUUUGUUCCAGCACUGCAUUCCAAUUCUCACAGGAAGGUGAUAGAGAUGAGGAGUAAGACUGUUGAAUAAGAGUGUAACAGAAGCAUAUCAAGGUAAGAGGCUUUUCUUGUUUUGUUUUUGUUUUUGUUUUUUUUUUGAAGUUUUUGAGUCGUAAUGGUA